This is a messenger RNA of Phasianus colchicus (ring-necked pheasant), 3224 nucleotides long. RefSeq names its product midline 1 (gene MID1). The record is from RefSeq and is a predicted model, not a curated record. Gene Ontology annotation, cellular component: cytoplasm. Gene Ontology annotation, molecular function: protein binding; zinc ion binding. Gene Ontology annotation, biological process: regulation of microtubule cytoskeleton organization. Lineage: Eukaryota; Metazoa; Chordata; Aves; Galliformes; Phasianidae.
CUUCCAUUUCCUUUGAAGUUGCAGUCAGGCUUCAGUAUUUUGUUGCACGAGGAGCAAAGUUUCAGAAAUCAGGAAAUCACCCUAAGGAAGGGAAAGCAGGCAGAGGUGAUUGAGUAUUUGCCACCAAGACAAAAUCUCACAGCAGACCAGCGCUUGCUCUUCAUGCAAGUGGCAUACGGCAUUUUCCUAACUUUCUGCUUUCAUUAUGACACAAUUUCUUUUUUAACCUGACAUGAGGAAAUAGGUGCAUUUGGAACACCCAUGGCUGUUGCUAGCAUGAAACACUGCCACUUUGCGGGGCUGCUGCUGCGCGUUCUGCCUAGCUGUGGGACUUGGGGAGUUUCUAUGGACAUCUCCACGUUCUUGCUUAAGUCCUGGGAGCUCUUUAAGCAGACGCGGAGCAGUUAUAAGAGAAUAAGCUCUCACACCGCAAAUUGACUUCCCUCUUUGUAGCUCUAGACACUGUUUCCAGCUGCUUUCAGUCUUUCAAAUCCUUGAAAGCUUUCCUAAUCCUCAUGUCGGCAGCCUUUAUGCGCUCUCCUCCCUCCCUCCCCUCUCUCCUGAUUGGCGAGGCGAUGGCACGGCCUGAUUCAGCCAACUGCUACAUCCCUGCGCUGCGGUUUGAAAUAGGAGCCAGGCGGACAGUUGCCUCCCCGCUCCUGACUUUUAAUAGGCUGGGAAGGAAGGCUGGGAAACUUGACAUUGUCUUAGGAAGGGUUCCCUCCCCCCCCCAGCAAAGGAUAAAAGAAGAGAGAGGGGGAAAGAAAAAAAAAAAAAAAAAAAAGAGGAAAAAAAAAAAAAGUAAAAACAGCCAAAACGAGGGAGAAAAACUUGCGUACAGCGGGAAACUUGAUGGAUCCCUGCCCUGCAGCCGGCGGCGCGGCGUAGCCCCUUCCCGGCUGGAUGGAUGAUGGGAAGCUCACCAUGAGGCAGAUAGCUGAUCAGCUUCCCUGGAUUUCGCUGACGCCACAGGAAAGCUUUGCCUGAAGAUGGAAACACUGGAGUCGGAACUGACCUGCCCUAUCUGUCUGGAGCUGUUUGAGGACCCGCUGCUGCUGCCCUGCGCUCACAGUCUCUGCUUCAACUGCGCGCACCGCAUCCUGGUCUCCCACUGCGCCUCCAACGAGCCGGUGGAGUCUAUCACCGCCUUCCAGUGCCCCACCUGCCGCUAUGUCAUCACCCUCAGCCAGCGUGGUCUAGAGGGGCUCAAGCGCAACGUCACCCUGCAGAACAUCAUCGACCGCUUUCAGAAAGCCUCGGUGAGCGGGCCUAACUCCCCCAGUGAGACCCGUCGGGAGCGGGCGUUCGACAGCAACAGCAUGUCCUCCUGUGAGAAGGUCCUCUGCCAGUUCUGCGACCAGGACCCUGCCCAGGAGGCAGUGAAGACAUGCGUGACCUGCGAGGUCUCCUACUGCGAGGAGUGCCUGAAAGCCACGCACCCCAACAAGAAGCCUUUCACCGGCCACCGACUGAUUGAGCCCAUCCCGGACUCUCACAUCAGGGGAUUAAUGUGCUUGGAGCACGAGGACGAGAAGGUGAACAUGUACUGCGUGACGGACGACCAGCUGAUCUGUGCCCUGUGCAAGCUGGUCGGGCGGCACCGAGACCAUCAGGUGGCAGCUCUAAGCGAGCGCUACGACAAGCUGAAGCAAAAUUUGGAGAGUAACCUCACCAACCUUAUUAAGAGGAAUACUGAACUGGAAACUCUUCUGGCAAAACUCAUUCAGACCUGUCAACAUGUAGAAGUAAAUGCAUCUCGCCAAGAAACCAAGCUGAUGGAAGAAUGUGACCAGCUCAUUGAAAUAAUACAACAGAGACGACAAAUAAUUGGAACCAAAAUCAAGGAAGGAAAGGUGGUGAGGUUGAGAAAACUGGCUCAGCAGAUUGCAAACUGCAAACAGUGCAUUGAGCGCUCGACAUCCCUCAUCUCUCAGGCUGAGCAGUCGCUGAAGGAGAACGAUCACGCUCGCUUCCUGCAAACUGCUAAAAACAUCACCGAAAGGGUUUCCAUGGCAACUGCAUCCUCCCAGGUUCUAAUUCCUGAAAUUAAUCUCAACGAUACUUUUGAUACUUUCGCACUUGAUUUUACCAGGGAGAAGAAAUUGUUGGAAUGCCUUGAUUAUCUUACAGCUCCCAACCCUCCCACCAUUCGAGAAGAGCUCUGUACAGCUUCUUAUGAUACCAUUACUGUCCACUGGACAUCAGAUGAUGAGUUCAGCGUGGUUUCUUACGAGCUGCAGUACACCAUCUUCACUGGACAAGCUAAUGUUGUUAGUUUAUGUAACUCAGCCGACAGCUGGAUGAUUGUUCCCAAUAUCAAACAAAACCACUACACCGUGCAUGGGUUACAGAGUGGCACAAAGUACAUCUUCAUUGUUAAGGCCAUUAAUCAGGCUGGCAGCAGAAGCAGCGAGCCAGGCAAGCUCAAGACAAACAGUCAGCCAUUUAAACUGGACCCCAAAUCUGCUCAUAGAAAACUGAAAGUAUCUCAUGACAACCUGACAGUGGAACGUGAUGAAACCUCCUCCAAAAAGAGUCAUACACCAGAGCGAUUCACGAGCCAAGGGAGCUACGGAGUAGCUGGCAAUGUGUUCAUUGACAGCGGACGGCAUUACUGGGAAGUGGUUAUAAGCGGCAGUACGUGGUAUGCCAUUGGUAUUUCAUACAAGUCAGCACCGAAGCAUGAGUGGAUUGGGAAGAACUCUGCCUCUUGGGUGCUGUGCCGCUGCAACAACACAUGGGUGGUGAGACACAACAGCAAAGAAAUCCCAAUAGAGCCUGCGCCUCAUCUCCGCCGGGUCGGCAUUUUGCUGGACUACGACAAUGGUUCUCUUGCAUUUUAUGAUGCCUUGAACUCCCUGCACCUUUACACCUUUGACAUUACAUUUGGGCAGCCCGUAUGCCCCACAUUCACUGUGUGGAAUAAGUGUUUGACCAUUAUAACAGGCUUGCCCAUCCCUGAUCACUUAGACUCCUCUGAGCAGCUGGCAUGACUGUUAAAAGCUAACAGAUAGGAGGAUGUGUUUCCCAGGGCAGCUGCCUGCAGGAGCUCUCCUGGAGCUGUUGGACUGUGUGGCAUCUCAGUUGUUGCUGCCAAAACCAGCCAGAACCGAAAAGGGGUGGAUCUCUCUUUUCUGAGUACUUUAUGCAGGACAAAAAGUUGCUUUAAUAAUACCUUAGAAUUCUUUUUGCAGUUGCUUUUGUUUUGUUUUGCAUUUAGUCCC